AUGCUAUCUCGUGGUCGGGUUCUCGCAGCAUUCGCAGUAUGCCUCAAUCAGGCAUCAUGCUCAUAUGUCAGCUCACUUUCAACCAAUGCUCAGGAAGUGCUCAAUCAGUCCAUGAGCUGGAUGGAUGGAUACUACGACAUUGAUGCUGGCUACCUCUACAGUCUGGAUGCUGCAGCUGCUCUUCGACACGACACUCGUAGCUCAGCUUGGUAUGCCGUUGGCCUAUUGGCAAGAAACCAAGGAGACGACGUCAACAAUGCCGAGAAGAUCCUGACCAACAUCGUUCAAGGACAGUAUAAAGAUCCUGCAGAGCAAUGGUUUGGUGAUUACCAGCAAGAGCCCGAGGAACCCUAUGUAGGAACCGCAGCAUAUCCAGCAAAAAUUUACAACUCGUGGGAUCCAAACUGGCGCGGCUUCGUUGGAACCACGUUCAUCAUCGGUCUAGAGGAGUUCUCACACCUUCUGAGUAAGAAUGUUACAGACCUCUUACUUGAAUCUCUACACAACUCCACCAUUGGCGACUCGUAUCGAGUCGGUGGUGUCGACGAUGACAACCUGUAUCCAGCUUACAGCAAUCCCUCGAUUAUGCGAGCAUUCGUGUCAGGCUGGACUGGACGUCGUCUCAAUGACUCAAAUUUCACCAUGGCCGGCGAACAGUAUGCCCAGGAGAUUGUUGACCUCUUCAACCGUGCUGAUACUCUAUCUGAGUUCAACAGCGGCACGUAUACAGGAGUAUCGCUCUUCGGGUUGACUCUCUGGGCCAAAUACCUUCCCGCUGACUCUAUCAUGACUCGCUACGGAGAACGCAUGAUCAAGGCUACGUGGGAUGCUGUUGGUCAAUUAUGGCAUCCUGAACUCAAGAACAUGGCAGGGCCCUGGGAUAGAUCAUAUGGCUUUGACAUGAAUAGAUACUUCAGUCUCAUGGCUCUGUGGUUCUGGAUCAUCAUGGGCAAAGACAAGUCAUCGCUCAUCUCUCGUCCACAAGUCAUGUCACACAGCGCCGACUUUGCUUAUGGACCUCUCUUUGCCAUAUUAGGCGAGUUCCAGUCAUCAAUGGUUCCCGAUGACGUUCUGGAGGCUUUGAAAAGCUUCAGUGGUGAACAUACUUUUACUUCUUCCACCUACUCCCCACCUUUCGAUACAUACCCACGAAAUAUCACGAGCUGGUUGGCCCCAAACAUCAGCAUUGGUGCUGAGACUUUUGACGAGAAUGUUGUUGGCGGACCGGCGAUCAACCCAAGCACUUUCAAUCCUGCUGUGAUACAGUGGAAUACUGGUGCUGGUAUCGGCUUCAUCACAUUACACGCCAGCGAAAACGCAACCACAGCUGUUGUCUCUCCAAAUCGCCUCGAACUAUCCUAUCCAUAUGGCAACAGCUCUUCAAUCUUCAGCCUUCUUGUCUCGACUUUUGCCAACAAGCGGAAUGUUGCAAGCUGGAAUGACAUUCAAGGUGCGAACGUCAGUGUCUCUACCAAUGCAGACGCAUCGUACGCAGUCACCUUCGCUGGCGCAUAUGGUGGUCAAGACACGGUGAUCAACGACUUUGAGUAUUGGAAUAUCAGCUACACCAUGCCUACUAAUUUCACAGGCGUUCCAAGGUUAGUGUUGGAUAUUGAGCUAUGGUGA
Molecule: messenger RNA, 1626 nt
Organism: Aureobasidium melanogenum CBS 110374
Lineage: Eukaryota; Fungi; Ascomycota; Dothideomycetes; Dothideales; Saccotheciaceae
Exons: 3
Coding region: 1-1626 (541 amino acids)
Source: RefSeq, a predicted model, not a curated record